UAGAACGCCCUCUUCCUCCGCCAGGUUGCUUGCGUCUUCUUCGACUUGAAAUGUCCCGCAAAGAAGGUGUCCUCCGACCUCAAACAAGUCUCAAACAGCGGGGGUGACUUCCCUGUGGAGGCAGGCCUCUCCUGUCCGUAAGGGGAGUACAAAUGUUGGGAGAAGAGCACAAGAAGAGCGUCCUGACAUGAAGAAGAAGUGAAGCCGCACAAAGUUGAGCUACAGCUCAAGGGGGCGGAGCCAUGUCUGUCUGUUUACGACUGACACCUAGCGGCCACAAGUAAAAGUACAGGCACCUUUUUGGUUGAGCUGCAAAAGGCAAGACGACAGGCGCUGUGACGUCACGCAAAUGCGGAAGAGGGAGAGGGGCGGAGCCUUCUCGAAGAUGGCGUUACUGCGCUGUCGGCGGGAUCCUUGCGGGGUUGUCUGCCUCGUUUUGACUUAUUUCAGUGUCUUCUAUGCGGACUACGUGGUGGUCCAAUAUGUGCUCAUCCCCGCGUACUCGGAUAGUGUGUGGUGCACCCUGCAUGGCUCUGCGUUCAACGUCAUUCUGCUGCUGCUGCUGGCCUGCCACUCCAAGGCCGUGUUCUCGGACCCUGGUGUGGUGCCCCUCCCAGACACCGCGCUCGACUUCUCAGACCUUCGCUCACAGUCGUCGCGGAUGAGCGACCGGGGGUGCGAGGGCUGGACUGUGUGUAGCCGCUGUGAAACCUACAGACCCCCCCGUGCGCAUCACUGUCGUGUGUGCCAGAGAUGUAUACGCCGCAUGGAUCAUCACUGCCCCUGGAUCAAUAACUGCGUGGGAGAGCUAAACCAAAAGUAUUUCAUCCAGUUCCUCUUCUAUACGGGCGUGGCCAGCCUGUACUCCAUGUUGCUGGUGGUGUCGGCUUGGGUGUGGCGCAUCAGGAGCGAGCUGGACGGAGACGCCCAGAAGGAGGAGGACACACCCAGCAAACAUCUGAUUGUUGCGCAUUACAUCAUCCUGCUUGUGGAGUCCGUCCUCUUUGGAGUCUUCGUCUUGGUCAUCUUUUAUGAUCAGUUGGCCUCCAUCGUAAGUGACGAGACACCCAUUGAGCAGAUGAGGAACAGGCUCAUGAUGAAGGAUAGAGGUUCCUCGAACUCGUCGCAGCCACCUCACCACGCCGCACACACACGUAAGCCCAAGCUGGCGUUGUUGCGGGAGGUUUUCGGACGAGGUUCCGUCUUCUGCUGGCUCCUCCCGUUACACUCCAGUGCCCCUUCAGUUGGUGGUGUUGCCUACUCUGCCCUACCCGACUAUGACGUCUGAACUGUGGAGCAGGGGCUCAUGAAUGUUCCGCCUAACGAUGAAGAUGUGCCUCAUGAACUCGUGCACGUGGUUCCGCCUGUGUCCUGCAGCUAAAUUCCCAGGAUUUUUUUCCUCAUGUUUACUUUUCGUGUGAACACUUGGGAAUAUUUUACAUAUUUAAAUGAGAAAUUUAUACAAAUUUGAUAGAAUUUGAGAAUAUGUAGCCCCUCGGAGGGCAACUAAUGGAAUGUCAAGGACCUUCCUUCCAAAUGAUCCAUGCUGCAUUUUGUCCGAAUGUACCCCCGUUCCCAAGCUGUGUCUCAGUUUAUACACUUCCGUUACUCGUGUUAGUCUCUCCCCCUUCCCUACGUGGCAAAUAUCGAGCACUUAUGCAUUGAAAAGAUGACUCCAUAAGUGUACCAAUUGAGACACAGCUUUUGUUUGUGUUGUUUUUGUGACUCCUCCUACAUCACGGCAGUCGAACUGAAAGAUGAGGAAGCACUGAAGGGAUUUGUUUUUUAUGCUAUUAUAUUAUUUAUUUAUGUGUUUGUAUUUGAGCUCCGAUGACGUGUUACUGGCUUGAAGUGUGUUGCACAUUUACACACAUGCAGUAUCGUACAACGCUGUGUCUCAGUGAAGGAAUACUUCAUGUUUACAUGAACUACAAACAAAAAAAAUGCACGUUUUUUUUAUAUUGAUAUCAAGUGUAUGCGAUGUCCAAAAAUGCACUAAGAUGAAUUUAUCUUCAAUUCUGUUUGUAAUUGUGGGUAAAAUCAUCAUUUUUAUGACAGCAGUCUUGUAUAUGCGAACAAGGUGAUUGUUUCCCCAGCAACAGCAGAGACUGAAGCUAAUUCAUUGGACAUUUUCUAUGAAAUUGUUAUUCAGUUUACAUGUAGAAUAUGUCUUGUUUUUAUUCUUUCUUUUGCAAUUCCUGUUAACCUUUCAUGCACUUGUUGAGCUGCUCUACUGGAAAGGGUUUUUUGCUUGUGUCAAAUGGUUUUAUAAUGAGGACGGAUACAAGUGUUAUUUACUGUUGCGACACUUAACUUAUUGUUACCAUUGCUGCUGCUGCUUUACUCCGACUUCCAAUUUAAACAUGUCUUUUCAACACAACUAUGUGUAGGUGUGGA
Doryrhamphus excisus (bluestripe pipefish) is the source of this 2397-nucleotide messenger RNA. Its product is annotated as palmitoyltransferase ZDHHC3. Gene Ontology annotation, molecular function: palmitoyltransferase activity. The record is from RefSeq and is a predicted model, not a curated record. NCBI's taxonomy places the organism in Eukaryota, Metazoa, Chordata, Actinopteri, Syngnathiformes, Syngnathidae.